UCUCCCCAAAUGUGGGGAGCAGAUGUUGAAAGGAUUUGUGCAAUUGAAAGGAGUGUGUCGAGAUUUCGCUGUCCUGGAGGACCACACCCUGGCCCACAGCCUGCAGGAACAGGAGAUUGAGCAUCAUUUGGCAUCAAACAUUCAGCGGAACCGUUUGGUCCAGCAUGAUCUCCGGGUGGCUAAGCAACUCCAAGAGGAAGAUCUGAAAGCUCAGGCUCAGCUUCAGAAGCGCUACAAAGACCUUGAACAACAGGACUGUGAAAUUGCUCAGGAAAUCCAGGAAAAGCUGGCUAUUGAGGCAGAGAGACGACGCAUUCAGGAGAAGAAGGAUGAGGACAUAGCUCGCCUUUUGCAAGAAAAGGAGUUACAGGAAGAGAAAAAGCGAAAGAAACACUUCCCAGAAUCCUCUGGAGCCAAUGCUUAUGGAGAGAGUUACUAUUACGAAGACGGAGACCAGCCACGGUCAAGGAGGGCAAGGGAAUUGGGUUCUGGAUUCUCAAAGUCUUGUAAACUCCAAAGUGAUGAAAAGACUGUGAAGCCGAGAAAGGAGAAACACAGACAUCCACCGGAGAACUGGGAAGAACUGGAAGGGCAUCGUUUACCUGAGAAGUCUCUGUCCUCUAGCUCACGCAAAGUGAGGGAUGAUCCCCAAAUUAUCACUGAGCUGUGUGAAAGGAAAGGGUCUGGCCAUGAGAGGCCCCGGAGACCUCCUCUUCCCAAGAUCAGCGGUGAAGUGUUUCUGAGCACGGAAUCUGAUGACCGGGAGGCUAGCAGUAGCCAUCGGACUCGGAAUUGGGAAAAACAUGCCAGACACCAAGACAGGCUUUCCCCGAAGUCUUCUCCAAAAGCAGGGAUUCACUGCAAGGAGGCUGCUUAUGGGAGGGAGCGUGGGCAAGGGGAGCGCAGAGAGCGGAAGCACAGGCCCAGGACUCCUCCCUUCUCAGAGAGUGAGGAGCAGCUCCACCUCCAUGACACAGGAGUGAAGCCAAGGGGGAUGAAAGAAUCAAUUUCUACUCCAUCGAGAGUGACCUCCAGAAAUCAGGAAUGGUAUGAUGCUGAAAUUGCCAGAAAACUGCAGGAAGAAGAAAUUUUGGCUACCCAGGUGGAUCUGAGAGCAGCUCAAGUGGCCCAGGAUGAGGAAAUUGCUAGACUUUUAAUGGCUGAAGAAAAGAAAGCUUACAAGAAAGCCAAGGAGAAAUCGUCAUUGGACAAACGAAAACAUGACCCUGAUUGGAAGCCCAAAACAGCUAAAUCACACUCAAAGACAAAAGACAGUGAUGAACCUCAUCGCUCUAAGAAUGACAGGCCUGCACGACCUCCCUCCAGGCCGCCACCACCUACCAUGACAGAUGCUGAGGAUUUGGAUUACACUUAUUCCACGCGUCAUUUCUCAAAAUCAGAGUCCUCUCAUAAAGGUUUCCAUUAUAAGCAGUAAAAACCUACGAAUCUGCCUUGAAAACGGACUCACUGUAGCAAAUAUUACUGGAUGAUGCAGAAUGCAUUCCACAUUUAUUUUUUCCUCCUAUGUUUGUACUCCUGGGAUUUAUCCUCAAGGGUUUUUUUGACCAUAAAUAAUUUUAAUGCAUUUAAAAUGUUUUGGUUAUUUCUCAUCACUUGGGCAGUACAAGAAAAUCUAGCUUCUGAAUAUUGACCACCUCUACACUGCUUAUACUUCCAUGGAUACAGUGUCUAAGAGAUCUAUAAAAUGCCAUUUUUUCUUAGGUAUGAAAUAUUGGUAUCUAGGGACUAUACUUUACUUAGCAAUUAGAAUUUAGUGAAGAUAAUGAUCAAGGUAAAUAAAACAAUGUUUGGAUGAAAUGGAGAAUAGAAGAGUGUAAGAAACAGUUGUUUUGGGGUUCAUUAGUAUAUGAUAUAUUGAAAGAGCCUUUUGCUUUUUGUACUUUCUAGGAAAAGAAAAAAAAAUCACAACCAUAAAGUAUUUUAAAAAGAUCAUACCUGGAACAAUUAAAAUGUGUUAUUCUGACUAUCAGGACUAUAGAGAUUUUGCAGAUACUUAUACACACCCUCCAGGGAAAAUUGACCUAGAUGGCGUUCUCUAACACUUUCUUGCUAUUGCUUCAUCAAUAGAUCGAGACUUCUGAAGCCUCUGGGCAUUGCACAUUGAUUAGCAUUAAUUGGAAAAAAAUAAUUCUAUAAUAUCCUAACUCAGGUCUGUGUAAA
Messenger RNA from Myotis davidii, 2181 nucleotides. It is a transcript of the gene CCDC50, whose product is annotated as coiled-coil domain containing 50. Bases 23 to 1435 code for a protein of 470 amino acids. Lineage: Eukaryota; Metazoa; Chordata; Mammalia; Chiroptera; Vespertilionidae. Gene Ontology annotation, molecular function: ubiquitin protein ligase binding. The record is from RefSeq and is a predicted model, not a curated record. Gene Ontology annotation, cellular component: cytoplasm. The transcript has 12 exons.